AUGCAAAAGAUCAGAGCUGGAAAAAGGUUGCCAUCCAAGGCAAACAAGUUUAUAGCCCUAGGUGCAUUAGCUAAGGGACAAGUUCAUGGAUUAAAACAAUUAAAGCCAAGAAGAGAUAUAAAUGGUGCUACAGAUUUGCUAAGAGGAGGUUCAAGUGGUGCUAGUUCAGGUGAACUCACAUCCCAUCGUCUUUUUGUUCACUUUGGUGAACUACAUUAUAUAAACAAUGACUUCCAACAAGAUUAUAGCUCCUUCAUUGACAUUUUAAGUAUAUGCGGAAAAUUCUUGGACAUAUACUCAGUUGGUGUGAAAAUCUUCUAUGGAGAUGGGAAGCAACUAAAUGGGGAUGCUGAUGUCUAUGCUAUGUUUAAUGACCACAAAGGUAUAAGUGACAUCCAUGUCUAUGUUGAGGAAGAUAGAGAAUUGGAUGUUGUCCCUUUUAGACUGCCAUAUGAUUAUGCAAGUCCUGAACCUCCAAAGGCAACAAAUUUGAAGAUACAAGGUGAUCUCAAGGUAAAUAAUAAAAUAAUCAUUACUGGCACUGUUAUUGGAGGGGCUGAAGUUGCUAGUGUAGUUCAAUGGUAUAAAACCUCUACUACACAAUUAGAUAUUCAGGAUGGUCUUGAAGAGAUCAGCAUGUCUAGCACUGAAAAGGAAUUCCUAUUACCAGUAGGAGUUGUUGGCAAUUACAUUGUUGCAAAGUAUACUCCUAUGACUUAUGAUGGUAAAUCAGGUGAACCAGUGUUUGCUACCUCAGAAAAAGUUGUUGAGAGUGAAAUUAAUACUCAAAACAAGAAAGUUCGAGGAAAAAACCAAAACAAGAAAGUGGCUGGGCUCAAAUCUGGGGAAAAACUUCCAAUUAUUUUCUAUAACAAUCGAGCAGUGGGGGAGAACCAUCAAUUUUGGUCAAGGCACUUGGGAAGAGUUGUGCGUGAUCGAACCAUUUGUCCUGUACGAGUGAAAGCUUGGAAAGAGAUUGGGGAAAAUGAAAAAAAUCACAUGUGGGAAGCGAUUAAGGAAAAAUUUGAGAACCCUGACAUAGAGUUGUAUCGUGACCACACAUUGGAGCAUAUGAAUGUUUUGUGGUCGAAUUGGAGAUCAAGUUUAAAUACUAUGUAUGUUAAACCUUGCAAAACUGUAGCUGAGGCUUUGAAAAAUAAGCCACAAAGUAUGGAUAAGGAGGAUUGGGAAUGGCUUCUAACUAAACACUUUUUAACUGAGGAUUUUCAGAAAAUAAGCUCUCAAGCCUCUCAAAAUAAAGCUAAAUCUUCAAUGCCUCAUCGCACGGGUAGUAAGCCUCAUAGAGAAAUCAUUUAUGAAAUGGGAGGAAAAAAAGGUAAUCCACCUGAUAUGGGAAAGAUCUUUUUUGAAACUCGAAAGAAGAAUGGAAAGUUGGUUGAGCCUGAAACUGAAGAAAAAUAUGAUCAAAUUUUAGAGACCAUUCAAGCAGAUCCAACAAUUUCUAAUAUUGAGGUAGUUGAAAAAUGUUUUGGAGUGCAACGUCACAGCCAUGUGUUUGGGUAUGGCGGUGGAAUCAAACGAAAAAACUUUAAAGAUCCUAGCAAAAAGAAGAUGGAAGAGCUUCAAACUAAACUUAAUGAUAAGGAUGAAGAAAAUCUCAUCCUAAAGAGGCGCAUUAUAGAGUUUGAAGACAGAUUGCAAAGGCUUGAAUCUUUUAUGCAAAAACCAUCUACUCUUGACGAAAAUGUUCAGGAGGAAAAUGUUCAAAGCUAAACCAUAUGACAGCUUUUUCUGUAACUUUUUACAAAACAGGUAUUUGAAUAUACAAGUCGAGCAAGAACUCUUGGUAUUAGUUGUGAAUAAUACGUGAAUUCUAGCCAUACUUGUAAUAAUUUUUUGAUUUUCAUUAUAGGGAGAUUUUAGAAUAAUAUGAAACUCAUAGUUUUUUUUUUUCUCAUUUUUUAUGAUUGUGGAGGGUAUAGAAGCUUUUAUGAUGAUUGUAAUCAA
Diospyros lotus (date-plum) is the source of this 1968-nucleotide messenger RNA. RefSeq lists its product as uncharacterized. Lineage: Eukaryota; Viridiplantae; Streptophyta; Magnoliopsida; Ericales; Ebenaceae. Bases 1 to 1734 code for a protein of 577 amino acids. The record is from RefSeq and is a predicted model, not a curated record. The transcript is spliced from 11 exons.